AUGGCUACCCAGUUUCAAAUAAUCCCACCUGGAAAGUUUUCAUUCAAAGGGAACAUAGGAAAGAAUGGAUCAAGAGAUUUGAACAUUGGUGAGAAACCGCAAUCUGUACGAAUAAAUACACUGAUUUACUGUAUGGGUGACCGUGAAGAGGAAUUUUUCAAUUGUUUUGAAUUUCCACCUGCCCCUGUACCUCAAGAAAAAGAAGAAGAAGCAGUUGAUUGGAAACAAAGAGAAGGUGAGACAGUAGACGAAUAUAUUACUGGUUUAUACCUUUUAGCAGGACAUUGCAAUUAUGGUAACCUGAAAGAGGAAUUGAUCAGAGAUUGUAUUGUAGUUGGAAUACGUGAUAAGAAACUCCAGAGAAAACUACAACUAAUUGAAAAGGAAGAUGAGAUGGCGUGUUUAAUUAAAGGAUGUAAUUUUCUUCUCAAAAAUAUUCCUGAUGAAGCAUUUGCUUUUGUUCGCCAUGGCAACCCUGAAUAUCAGUUUCAAACAUCAGAACCAAACAUUUUUCCGUAUCUUCUUCUUAAUGUGGGAUCAGGAGUUAGUAUAGUUAAGGUUGAAAGUGAGGAUAAGUAUGAAAGGAUUGGUGGCACAGCAAUGGGCGGUGGUACUUUCUUAGGACUAGGAUCAUUACUAACAAAUGCUAAGGAAUUUGAUGAUUUAUUGAAUUUGGCCGUAAAAGGUGAUCAUCGAAAUGUUGAUAUGUUAGUUAAAGACAUUUAUGGUGGUGCCUAUAGUGCCUUGGGAUUGCCAGGUGAUCUGCUGGCCAGUAGCUUUGGUAAAACUGUCAGGAAUUCAAAACAGGCAACAGGUGAAGCAGAAGAAGAUAUUGCAAAAAGUUUACUGCAUAUGAUAAGUAAUGACAUUGGCCAAAUAGCUUGUCUUUAUGCUAAUUUACAUGGUCUUAAGAAAUGUUACUUUGGUGGCUAUUUUAUACGAGGUCAACCAGUUACAAUGAGCACUAUUACAUUUGCCAUGAACUACUGGUCAAAGGGUGAAGUUCAAGGUUUAUUUCUUCGACAUGAAGGUUAUUUAGGUGCUAUCGGGGCUUUCCUCAAAGGUGCUGAAGAAGACGACACUGUUAAAUAUCAGUGGGGUGAGAAUUAUGCUGGCAGUUCUGGUCUUACAUGUAGCAGUCCUCCUCCCUAUGGGAAAUUUGCUACAAGAGGAAGAAGUGGGACAUUUGACAUGUUAGAACUGGACAGACUAGAUCAUCCAUUAGUACAUUUGCCAAAGUUGAGAGAUCCAGGUCAUUAUCAUGCUGAUACUGUAGAUUUGACCAAAGAUACAGAAGCAAGAAUUUACUGGUUAGACUGUUUUGAAGAGGCCAUUGACCGUGUUGCUAAAUGUGCUGUUAAAAGUCAACCAAAUUCUGAAGAUUCCCAAGAAAGAGCUCAACAGUUUAUAAUUAAAUACAGAAAAAGACUUCAGGAAUUACGUGAGCAGCCAUUCAAGGUCGCGCAUCCAGUAAGAAAAUCGGUUAAAGUGAGUUGCGUGUUUGGCAUAAGUGGAAAGUCCUCGGCUACCGAUACUUCGUGUACCAAGACGUCGAGUAGAAGCCCGAUGGUGGAGGGACAACCUCAUAAAUUGGCUAUUAUAUUUGUUGACAAUAGUGGAGCAGAUGUUAUACUGGGUGUUUUCCCAUUAGUCAAAGAACUGUUAAAUAGAGGCACAGAAGUGAUUUUAUCAGCCAACUCAGGACCAGCAUUGAAUGACAUAACACACAAUGAGCUAAGGAUAGUCAUUAAAAGAGUAACAGAAUUAGAUUCUGAUAUCUGUUUAGCUGUAGAUGAAAACCGUCUUACACUAUUGGAAUCAGGAUCUGCAUCACCAUGCCUGGAUUUAAGUCGAGUGGAUCAAGAAUUGGCUGAACAGUGCAGAAAGGCAGAUCUGCUGAUCUUUGAAGGAAUGGGUCGUGCAGUACAUACCAAUUUAGAAGCUAGUUUUACAUGCGAGUCACUUAAACUUGCUGUUCUAAAAAACAAAUGGUUAGCUAAUAGACUCGGCGGUGAAGCUUUCAGUGUCAUGUUCAAAUAUGAAAGAUGAAUAUUGUGAUG
This is a messenger RNA of Saccoglossus kowalevskii, 2060 nucleotides long. RefSeq names its product 4'-phosphopantetheine phosphatase-like. NCBI's taxonomy places the organism in Eukaryota, Metazoa, Hemichordata, Enteropneusta, Harrimaniidae. Gene Ontology annotation, cellular component: cytosol; nucleus. The record is from RefSeq and is a predicted model, not a curated record. Gene Ontology annotation, biological process: coenzyme A biosynthetic process. Gene Ontology annotation, molecular function: ATP binding; pantothenate kinase activity.